AUGUCGUCUUAUGCUGGCGUCCGCCAUGCUCCCUCAGCCUUUGCGUCUCCAGCGUCUACCACUCUCUUCAGACGGCUAGUAUGGGAAGGAACUGUGCCACUUGAGAUCCGAGUGGACUCGAAGGAGCUUCCCGCCAAUAGUAAUCGUGGUCUUGAGGUGUACUUUGUACAAGCGCCCCGCGUCACAUAUCUGCCGCUACUGGUACCAGAGCUGAAGCGUUUUCUUUCGGAUAUUGUAUUCGAUGAAGAAGCGGCGCGAAUGAUGAAUGACGAAGACUGGUGGUUUGAGAGUGAAGAAGGGUCACCGCUGAAGUGGCAUUGGCCUAUAGGAUUGAUCUAUGAUAGUCAUACCACCGCCCAGUCUACUAAGCCCGUACCUGCCCAGAAGGGUACGCCUCUGCGGGUUGUGCUUCACCUGGCAUCGCCGCCCACGGAUAAGCUUUUGCUCGCUCCGAGUGCGGAGGCGUGCAAGCAAGCGUUCAUGGGUCAAUUGAAAGAAGCAGACUUCUUGCGAUGGGGCAGUACGAAGCGUAUGACUGGGCUGAGAAAGGCGGAACAGGAUGGGAUCUGGGAGGGAAUCAAAGAACACAAUUUCGACGAUUACUGGAGAGUAGCAUCAAAGGUGACUCCGACAACUACACCAGCGGCACGUCCAAGCUCUCCUCCGGGCUCGUUUCAUACGAGGCCGCCGUCGGCAGAUCCUCAAGGAGCCCCGGACCGUGAUGGCGCCUACAGCGUGCGCAGCGUACCCUUACGACUCUACCUACCGGAUGGCCCCGUGAUACAGGAUCUAGCUCCCCCGCUCCUCGAAGAUGGUACACCCAAUACUCUUGCCGACUUCCUUGGUCUCCAUCUUCCGGCUCUUUUCCCAUUACCGUCGCCUAGUGCGCCACUGCGACCCCUAGGAUUUGCCCUCGUACAGGGCGUACGUGCGCCAGCGGAGUCGGAGCUUGCAUGGCUGGGUGCAUGCAUGGCCGGUGCAGACGGCUGGGUCAAUAUAUGUAUCGGUUUGCUUCGCGGCAGGACUUGA
Molecule: messenger RNA, 1029 nt
Organism: Peniophora sp. CBMAI 1063
Lineage: Eukaryota; Fungi; Basidiomycota; Agaricomycetes; Russulales; Peniophoraceae
Source: the annotation of a GenBank genome assembly